Molecule: messenger RNA, 1177 nt
Organism: Thamnophis sirtalis
Lineage: Eukaryota; Metazoa; Chordata; Lepidosauria; Squamata; Natricidae
Source: RefSeq, a predicted model, not a curated record
GACUGUCUGCAUAGUUCUGUGACCAUCACAUGCCCUGUUACAAUGAGGAGCAUUAAGCAGACCUUGAAAAUGAGGAACACCAGUGAAUCUGGGAUUAGCUCAAGCUGCCUGCCAGAAAUGGGGAGCAGCGCGAAUUCCACCACCUCCUUGCCACUGGAGAAUUCAGAAAGCAGAACGUGUCGAGCUGUGUAUGAUUACCACGCAGAAAGAGAGGACGAGCUUUGCUUAAGUAAAGGUGAUGUAAUUGUAAUUCAUCACAAAGACCAGAGUGGCUGGUGGUACGGUUCUAGAAAGGGGGAAAAAGGCAAUUUUCCUGCUACAUAUGUGGAAGAAGUCACUCUCUCGACUGGCAGGAGAGACGGAGAACCUUCUCUUUAAAACAAAAGGAAAAAAUAAUCACCCCAACAUGCAUAACAAAUCCAACAGACGUGUUUCUAUGCUUGUAAUAGAAGCCAAAGAAUUAUUUUCUUUAUUUAUAAGAAGCUCUGAAACGGAUAUUUGAUGAAUUAGCAUUGUAACAAAACAAUUAGAGACAACUUACAUUGAAUCUCUUUGAAAUGAUACUAACUCUUAAAUUAUCACGUUAACCAGUCAUUUAAUGAAUUGUUGGGAGAUCUUUGUGGCAUAAUGAAAGGGAAACUGACAUUUAUUUCUGAAGUGCAAGAGGAAGUCAAUUUACUAUAGACUAUUCAUAAAUGGAAUUGGCACCAUGUAAUCAAAUUCCACACCAUGUUUUUCCCCCCAGAUUCAUAAGACUUUAGAAGAACGUGAAGAUAAUAAAAUUCCCUAUAUUGCAAGGCUGAGCAAACCAGGAAUUUGUUCUGCCAGAAGAUACAAAGACUUCAAUUUUUGAAAUAUAUCCCCUUGAGGGGAUCCUAGGAUUAUUGUUCUGUUGCAUAGUGAGGUAGGACAAUCAUCCAACAGAUGACCAGUUACUAUUUACUAAUUUUAUUAGGAUAGUUAUGUUAUGUUUGAAACCUAUUCUUCUUUCAAGAGUUAUGUGCAACACACCUGGUCCCCCCCCCCCACACCUACUUUAUUCUUAUAACCACCAUCUAAGGCCCAGGUUACAUUAAAAAAGUACCUCAAAAUAAGAAUGAAGAUCUGGGCUAAGUUUUCACAGUCAUUGUCCAAAGCCCUCAAGUUGUUACAAGACUUUUUAUUCUUCCCAAGUAGG